AUGUUCCGAUUUUUGCUAAUUUUCAUUCUUCUUGGCUCAAUUUCAAGCAUGCCUUAUCAUCACAAAAACGAACUUCCCGAGGACUAUUCUUCGUCUUCAGAAUACACUUCAAACAGUAUUGAAGCUGUUCCAAGAAGAAAGAUAACCACUGGUUAUUUUCCUGAUUUUCGAGAACAUUUUGAUUCCGAUUUGGAUUCGGAUUCAAAUGAAUGGAUAAAAGACAUUUCGACUACACAAUAA
Molecule: messenger RNA, 240 nt
Organism: Caenorhabditis angaria
Lineage: Eukaryota; Metazoa; Nematoda; Chromadorea; Rhabditida; Rhabditidae
Source: the annotation of a GenBank genome assembly